UCCCGCCGCUGUCCCGCCACUGAAUGGGUCCUUUGUGGGGUGUGGGGGGGCAUUCCAAAGGGAAUACCUGCCCACAGGAACUCCCAAGAGCGAGAGCACUAGAGGCGGACGAAGAAGGGGGGGCAGGAGCUUCAGUUUACCACCCAGAGCAUGUUGCAGGCAGUCAGCGAGUGGCUGUGGUGGGAGCGUCUGUGGCUGCCAGCGAAGGUCUCAUGGGCGGACCUAGACGACCGCGAGGGUCGCGUCUACGCCAAAGCCUCGCAACUUUACGCAGUGCUGCCCUACGCCGUCUGCCUUCUGCUGGUCAGGUUCCUCUUUGAGAGAUCUGUGGCCUCGCCGCUAGCUGACGUUUGGGGCGUUAAAGAUCGGAUACGUCACCAUGUGGAACAAAAUGCCAUCCUGGAGAACUACUUCUGCAAACGAGCGCAUGUUCCGUCACAGGCGGACGUGAGGAGUCUUUGUAAGAAGACCAGCUGGCCAGAGCACAAAGUUGAAGUCUGGUUCAGGAGGAGGAGGAACCAAGAACGUCCUGGUCUUCGGAAGAGAUUCUGCGAGGCCAGUUGGAGAUGUGUGUUCUAUUUUUUUGCAUUUGUAGGGGGAGUCCUCGCCCUCCAUGACAAACCCUGGUUGUACAACAUCAAGGAGGUGUGGGCAGGUUUCCCUAAGCAGUCUCUGCUGCCAUCCCAGUACUGGUAUUACUUCCUGGAAAUGGGCUUCUACCUUUCACUCCUCCUCAGCCUCACCUUUGACGUGAAACGGAAGGACUUCAAGGAGCAGGUGAUCCAUCACAUCGCUACACUAACUCUCCUGGCCUUCUCCUGGAUCUCCAACUACAUCCGAGUCGGCACCAUCGUCAUGGCGCUGCACGACUCUGCGGACAUCCUGCUGGAGGGCGCGAAGGUGCUGAACUACGCCAGGUGGCGUCAGACCGCCAACGCCAUGUUCGUGGUCUUCACCUUGCUCUUCACGCUGACCAGACUGGUGCUCUUCCCUCUCUGGGUGAUCCACUGCACGUGUGUGUACCCGCUGGAGAGGUUCGCUCCCUUCUUCGGCUACUACUUCUUCAACGCCAUGCUGAUGGUGCUGCUGGUGCUCCACCUCUACUGGGCCGUCCUCAUAUACAAAAUGCUCUACAAGUGUGUCUUCACCAAGCUGCAAGGCGACGACAGGAGCGAUGAAGAGGAGGACGACAGCGACUCGCCAAAGGAGACGAGCUACACAUGCCGUCACGUUAACGGCGUGGGGGUCCGAGGGCGGGCCAGCGGUCAUUGAUGACCUCAAUCCGAAGUGAACGUUCUCUUGGAAGGACUCCCGCUGGACUCUCUGGGAUGUUUUUGUACGGGAAAACGCGAUUUUCGUCAAAGAACUGAAGGACGAGCCAUGACAUGAUAUGAAGCAACAUGUUAGCGACGCUUGAUAGAUGCUGACCUUUUAAGGACCCAAGUUGUCACUGACGAUAUCAACCAGGGGUGUCCAAAGUGCGGCCCGAAGCAAUUUUUUAAAAAUGUAUUUAAAAAAUACUUUUAUAAAAAUUGGAAUUGAAGAACAGGUAACGAGAAAAUGUUGCAAUAUUGACGCUAAUAAAACAUAGCUGGCAUGAGUGUGAAUGUUGUCUAUCUGUGUUGACUUGUCCAGGGUGUACGCCGCCUUCCGCCCGAAUGCAGCUGAGAUAGGCUCCAGCACCCCCGCGACCUCAAAAAGGGACAAGCGGUAGAAAAUGGAUGGAUGGAUGGAUGCCAUGUAGGCCCUUUUUUAUUUUAAAACUGCCAUUGUAAAAAAAAAAAAAAAAAUUAUAAUCAACGGAUAGAUCUGAAGUUGAUCUCGAUCAGUGAUUCUCAAACUGGUAGUGAUACGCCAAAUAAUUACUUAAGUGAUUAGUGUUUAUUUUCCUAUAUUCAAACGCAGUGUUACUGUUUAAACGGCGUGUAAUGCCAAUAAUAUCAAAUAUACUUGUUAAAUAAAACCUCUGCCUUGUUUUUAAUGAACAAGUAGGCCUACUACGCGACCGUAUUUUAAUGUUGGUCAUUAUGGUGGUACUUGGCGAGCCAGGUGUUUUCGAAGGUGGUACCUGGUAAAAAAAAAAAAAAAAGCUUUAGUAACCACUGAUCUACAGAUGUAAGCAUAAAUAAGUCAUACAUCAGGAUUAUUUUUAAUACUUUCUUGAGUGAGGUCUUUCGGAUGUCCAAGACCUUGAGUCUAUUUUUUUAACGUGUCAUUGUUCAAAAAAUAAUAAUGCAUCAAAAGAAAUGUUAUUAUGAAUUAUUUAUCUAUAUAGGGCUGCAAUU
Molecule: messenger RNA, 2285 nt
Organism: Nerophis lumbriciformis (worm pipefish)
Lineage: Eukaryota; Metazoa; Chordata; Actinopteri; Syngnathiformes; Syngnathidae
Gene: cers3b
Product: ceramide synthase 3b
Biological process (GO): ceramide biosynthetic process
Cellular component (GO): membrane
Molecular function (GO): DNA binding; sphingosine N-acyltransferase activity
Source: RefSeq, a predicted model, not a curated record